AUGGAUCAGCCCAUCGCGAUCGAUCCCUAUUCCACGCUCCCUGACCAGCUGGUGUUACGGGAGCUUCUGCAAAACUCGGAAGGGCAGGAAAGUACGCCAGAAACGAUCCAAAAGCUGCAUGCUCUCAAUGAUCCCAGCCAUGCAGCCUUUGACCCAACCGUGUUCCAGUUCUGGGAGACGCACCACCUUCGCGUCCAACUCCCCGCCAUCGUUCGGAAGUAUCUCCUGGAGCCCUAUAUCGCCUGGGCGCAAGGCGCCGCACGCUUUCCCACCGAUGUGGUCAUGGUGACACAUCUUCUCCUCUACCUCACCACCUCGAUCCCCAGCGCUAUCUGGCUUCAUUGCUACCACUUCACCUGGGUGCAUGGCCUCCUCCAUUGGGUGCUUCAUGUCUGGUAUACCGGCACCUACACACUGAUGAAGCACCAGUACAUCCAUCUCAACGGAAUUCUCGCACCCUCGUAUCGGUGGGUUGACUGGCUCUUUCCCUACAUCCUAGAUCCGCUGCUCGGUCACACCUGGCAUUCCUACUACUACCAUCAUGUGAAGCAUCAUCAUGUUGAGGGCAAUGGGCCGGACGAUUUAAGUUCGACCAUGUGGUAUGAUCGGGACUCCCCCCUUGAUUUCGCGUGCUACGUGGGCCGCUUCUUCUUUCUCAUUUGGCUGGAGCUGCCGUUGUAUUUCUGGCGCCGUGGGAAGCGAGCGUACGCAGUUCAGGCUGCCUUUUGGGAAUUGAGCAAUUACCUGUUCCUCUAUCUCCUGUGGAGAUAUGGCAAUGCCCGAGCUGCCUUCUGUGUCUUUUUCCUGCCACUUCUGACGCUCCGCUUGGGCCUCAUGGCGGGGAAUUGGGGCCAGCAUGCAUUUGUAGAUCCGCAGGAUCCUACCUCCGACUUUCGCUCCAGUAUCACCUUGAUUGAUGUAUCGAGUAAUCGAUUCUGCUUCAACGACGGCUACCACACCUCGCAUCAUUUACAUCCGCGACGACACUGGCGGGACCAUCCGCAGGCCUUGUUAAAGGACCGGUCGCGCUACACGGACGAGCAAGCCCUCGUCUUCUGCAACAUCGAUUAUCUCAUGCUUACCAUUAGACUACUGCGGAAGGACUACGAGUAUAUUGCGAAAUGCAUGGUUCCUAUCGGGACCCUCCAAACCGCCAUGACCCUGCAGGAGCGGGUAGCCAUGCUGCGCGAGCGCACGCGUCGGUUCCCGGUCCAUUGCAUGCGCCGCAAGUGA
This is a messenger RNA of Aspergillus tanneri, 1233 nucleotides long. RefSeq lists its product as uncharacterized. Lineage: Eukaryota; Fungi; Ascomycota; Eurotiomycetes; Eurotiales; Aspergillaceae. The coding region runs from base 1 to 1233 and encodes 410 amino acids. The transcript has 3 exons. The record is from RefSeq and is a predicted model, not a curated record. Gene Ontology annotation, biological process: lipid metabolic process.